Molecule: messenger RNA, 2939 nt
Organism: Mugil cephalus (flathead mullet)
Lineage: Eukaryota; Metazoa; Chordata; Actinopteri; Mugiliformes; Mugilidae
Gene: enpp1
Product: ectonucleotide pyrophosphatase/phosphodiesterase 1
Exons: 23
Coding region: 88-2490 (800 amino acids)
Biological process (GO): negative regulation of fat cell differentiation; ATP metabolic process; nucleoside triphosphate catabolic process
Cellular component (GO): cell surface
Molecular function (GO): dinucleotide phosphatase activity; nucleic acid binding; metal ion binding
Source: RefSeq, a predicted model, not a curated record
AUAUAUUCCUAAUCGGGGCAGCUCUGUCUGCCAGUCUGUCCUCUCACUGGGAAACACUGGCGGUAGGUUUUUGUUGCGCUCAGCAGCAUGGAAGUAACUAAAGGAGAGGACCGGUCUGCUGAACAAGCGUCGUCUUUAUUUGGGACAUCAGAGCUGGAGAGUCAGAGGAGCAACAAUGAGCGAGGGAAGAAAAGGAAUAACAACUGUAAAAUUAUUGCUGGGGUUCUGCUGCUGUGCUUACUGGUGGUGAUCCUGGUGGUGGUGGUGUCUGUGAGGAAGAACGGUGGAAAAGAAAGCGAGAGCUGGCUGCUGCAGGACACUACAGAGCAAGUUCAGAGGCCGCAAUGUCCACCUGGUUUUUCAAAGCCGCCCCUCAUCCUCGUGUCCUUGGACGGUUUCCGGGCAGGGUACCUCAAAGAUCACGAGAGCAGCUUGCCCGUCAUCAGCAAGUUACGAAACGUUGGAACAACAGCACCAUACAUCAGGCCUGUUUAUCCCACAAAGACCUUUCCCAACCACUACAGCAUUGUUACUGGUCUUUAUCCCGAGUCUCACGGGAUCGUGGACAACAAGAUGUACGACGUGCUCCGAAACGCCUUCUUCAGCCUGAGAACUAACGAGAAAUUCGACCCAAAGUGGUACCAAGGAGAACCCAUCUGGGUGACUGCCAUGCGUCAGAAACUGAAGGCAGGGACUUUCUUUUGGCCAGGCUCUGACGUAGCCAUCAAUGGCACCUACCCAAAUUUCUACAAGCAGUAUGAUAAGGGCAUUACAUUUGAAGAGAGGGUGUCAACGCUGGUAAAGUGGCUCAGUUUACCUCAGGGAGAAAGGCCGGACUUUUACACUUUGUACCUGGACGAACCGGACACAACGGGACAUAAGUACGGGCCAGAGAGUCCUGAAAUCGUUGAGGCCUUGGCAGAUGUGGACAGGAUUGUUGGCAUGCUGAUGGACCAACUGAUGGCGAGGAGUCUGCUCAACUGUGUCAACUUAAUCAUCGUAUCUGACCAUGGCAUGGAGGAGGCUUCUUGUGAAAAGGCGGCAUAUGUGUCAAAUUACCAAAACCAAACGUCUGACUUUACUAUCAUCCAAGGACCAGCUGCUCGCAUCAGACCAACCCGCCUCCCACAGGAUUACUCUUCCUUCGACUACGAAGGCCUGGUGAAGAACCUGUCGUGCAGGACCCCUGACCAGUCAAUGAAGCCGUACCUCAAAGAAAACCUCCCCAAAAGGAUGCACUUUGCUAACAACUAUCGUAUAGAGAGGGGUCACCUCUACAUGAAGUCUGGCUGGCAGGCAGCUCUAAGUAAAAAGGACCUAAAGUACUGUGAAGGCGGAUUCCACGGCUCAGACAACGUCUUCAGCAACAUGCAGUCAAUCUUCAUUGGCUAUGGUCCAGGAUUUAAAGAAAAGACUGUUGUGCCCCCCUUUGAAAACAUUGAAAUAUAUAACCUCAUGUGUGAUCUUCUCGCCAUUCGUCCCGCUCCGAACAACGGGACCCACGGCAGCCUGAACCACCUCCUGGAGCGUCCAGUCCACCUUCCAGUUCACCCAGCGCAGCUCUCCCAUGACAUCCCCUGUGAAGCCACUGACCCCGUUCCCACGGACAACCUGCAGUGCACCUGUGCAUCCCAAAGCACAGCAAUGGAGGCGGAAAUGAACAGACAUCUCUUGACAGUUAAUACAAGCGCCAAAGCCAGCUUACGUCGCCUCCACCAUCCUUUCGGCAUCCCUGGAGUCGUCCAACCGGACGUCAACUUUUGUCUGCUGCACCACUCCGACUACCUCACUGGAUACAGCAAGGACCGCCUCAUGCCCCUCUGGGUGUCGUACACUAUCCAGCGUCUGAUCACAGUGCAACCCUUGAGCCCAGAGUCGGAGGCAUGUGUUCGUGCUGACGUACGCAUCCCACCGACCGCUAGCCAGCUGUGCCUGCGCUACAGAGACGACCCCGCUCUGUCCUACGGCCUGCUGCAUCCCCCCAAUCUGAGUGACAGCGGUUCAGAGACGGACUCUCUAAUCACCAGCAACAUGGUUCCAAUGUUCCCAGCCUUUAAAGUUGUUUGGGCCUAUUUCCAUGACGUCGUGCUUCCGAAAUAUUCACAGCAGCUGAACGAAGUCAAUGUCAUCAGUGGGCCCAUAUUUGAUGUGGACUUCGAUGGAAAUGUUGAUGCACCCACAAAAAUUUCAGGGCAAGAAGCUCCCAUCCCGACUCAUUUCUUCGUAAUCCUGACCAGCUGUAAGGACUUGAAGUUCAACCUUGCUAACUGUAAAGGUCCUCUUCAGGUCAAGUCCUUCAUCCUGCCCCACAGACCUGAUCAUACAGAGGCCUGUGCCAACGACCGGGACCUGACGUGGGUGGAGGAGUGGAUGCAUUUCCACGGAGCUCGAGUUCGAGACAUCGAGCUCCUGACCGGACUCAGCUUCUACCACGACAGGAUAUCGGUGGAAGAGACGCUACAGCUCAAGACAUUUCUAAACACUGUCUGAAAUCAGAGGUUGUGAAAUGAAGCUUUAACUCCCAACAGAAGCCACACUGGUCUGCAGGAAUCCGUCUUAGUGGACUCACAGUUUAACCCAGCACCAGAGGGUUUAAUGGGACCAAGUUAUUCACAACCUUAAGUUCCAUCCAUUUUUUUUUUUUUUUUGUCCAAUUUAAAAAGAAAUUGGCAAUUAUCCCAACGUGAAAGCCAUACGUUUGUUUUUUAUUAGCUUUUAAAAGAUGAUUUUACGAGAAAAGCUGCAGUAUUUUUAUCCCUGGGACUCCACGACUCCAUCACAUCUGCACAACAGCUUCAAAACAUUUCCUCAGACUGGAAAAGUGGAUGAGCAGGAAUCAAAAAGAGGGAGUGGGGAACAUGUGUUUGUGCUGCAGAUUAUUUGAUUGGCUCAGGAACGUCUGCACAUCUGGAAGUUUUGUUUUUAUGUUUUUUUUUUUU